Messenger RNA from Mollisia scopiformis, 744 nucleotides. RefSeq lists its product as uncharacterized. Lineage: Eukaryota; Fungi; Ascomycota; Leotiomycetes; Helotiales; Mollisiaceae. The record is from RefSeq and is a predicted model, not a curated record. The transcript is spliced from 2 exons. Bases 1 to 744 code for a protein of 247 amino acids.
AUGGAUACCAAUACCCAGCAGAAUUCGCUUGCAGACGUUUGCUCACAUCCCGAAGCAGCGCGAGACAUCGAGUCUCGAGAUUCAACUGCACCAGAAAUCAUAGUUGAGAGAACUUCUCCAGCGCGAUCAGAGGGAACUCCAAAUUAUCAUGGAACGCAUUCCGUCAUCGAGCACCAACCAGCGAAUAUCACGAGCAUCCAUACCCCGAGUGAAAGCGACGAGGAACCCUCAGCCACGAAUGUUCGGAAAGAAUUGAAGGACUCUCUGGCGAAGGUUCAAUUAGAAAUGAUCCGGCUCAAUCCAACAUUAUUUCAAAAGGAAGACAAGAGCACGAAAAGUCUUCAAGCACAACUGGCCAGAUUGUCCGCCGCAAUCAGAGCGGUGGAUACUGUUAAACAAGAUACCACUGAAGAACUGAAGCGCCAACAUAAGCAGGACUUGGAAGCAAAAGUUUCUACAUUGGAGAAGGAGUUAGAAGGAAAACGAAAGAACGCCAAGGCCUUAGCAGAGAAGCACAGAGCAGAUACUCUGGAUUUGGUGCAACAAGUCUUCGACGCUGGAGAAAGGAUAUUGAGUAGGGAAGAAGCCCUUUUGGAACAAGACCUGAGAUGGAUGGAAGCGUAUGAGGCGAAGGCCAGUAGAGAGUCAGAAGCCGAUAAAGAAUUAGAGCAGCGCCCAGAUUCUUCAAGUCUAUGGAUGCAGGAGCAGGCUACUAAAGAUUGCAGCGUCAUCGAGACGUAUUAA